GGGAGGCGCGUAAGGUGGGCGGGUCGGAUAGAUUUUUCUGCCUGUUGCUCCGGGGAACUGAAGCGCAAAGUUUGGGAUUAUAAUACCCAGUGUUUAGGUUUCUGCUCAAUAUAACGGGAGGGAAGGUGAUACACGGACACGGGGCACAUAUAUUAUCAGAAGUGCCCACAAACAGGAAGCGAAUCUGGGGAAGUGAACGUCGCAGAAAAGUGCGUAUGGAGAAAAGAUGCGGCUGUGCCCACACAGAGAGUGCUCACUGGGUAGUUCAGGGGCAGAGGCACUUGUGUGCGGAGAGAUCUAAACCCUGUGGAGUACCUGCCGGAAUAGAGCAGGAAAGAUUGCGCCAAGUGUAUUAAAGAGGCGCUAUGUGCACGGCCAUAUGCCCGGACUGGACAAGAAUCGCCCGAUAACGAGCCGCGACUGACAAAUCUGGCCGUAGCCAUACAAACGCCCAGCAGUUUGGAGGGGAGUAGAGUUGUAAUGGAGCGCCCCGCACCCCACCAACGGCAGGACCUGCACCCUGCGCUCUAUCACUUUCACCCGGGGGAGCGUCUCGAUCACUCCACGGAGGCAGAGAGCAUGAGUGAGGGCUGGUACUCGGAGAGCCCCUCGGAGGGACACUAUGUCCCAGAACUGUAUGAGCGCUGCGACAGCCCGCUAAUAGCGCCACUGGAUAGCGCAGCGCACUUACUAGAGGGGCAAAUGCAUCCGGCGCAGCGGGUCGAUGUACAGGAGCUGCGAGAGCGUAUGUGCGAGCUGCGUCUGACGCGGGAAGGCGAGCAUGGGGCGUACCAGUGUGAGCAGGGACAUCUAUUCCCUCAGGAAUACACGGACACAGAUAUACGUGGGAGCGAACCCACAGCCGCGGAAGGUUCCCUUCGCCGGAGGGCGCUCUCCUUGCCCGUACAGCAGUGCCACAGGCUGGGGGUGGCGGGGGCAGAGGAGGACGGUGGCCUCUUGUGCUGCUGCAAACUGAAAAAGAAGGUCCAGUUCGCCGACACUCUGGGGCUGUGCCUUGCAAGCGUUAAACACUUCCUCCCGUCCGAAGAACCUCUGGUGCCCCCUUCUGUGCUCGCCCGGUUACAGAGUUACCCCCCUACUGUAUCCCUCCAAAGAGCCGAGCUCAGUCUGAACACGGAGGAGUCUGACAGCCCAGUGCCCCAGGAGCUCUGUGCUAAAGUGGAGGCGCAGGGGGUGUGCCUGGAGCAAGCGUCCGACACCCAGUGGGGGGUGCGCGGCUGUGCGCUGGUCAGGGAGUCGGAGGGCGCAGCGCAAGUUAAAGUCAGGUAUUCCUUCAACGACUGGCUCUCGCACCUGGACUGUCCCGCUACUGCCGCCUCGGCCCCUGCCCCUGGGCCACAGCGCUUCCUAUUCACCCUCUGCUACCCCCCAGCUACAGCCCGUGUCCAGUUUGCCAUAUGCUGCAGUGUGGGUAACGGCCAGGAGUUAUGGGACAACAAUCAGGGGCUCAACUACUGUGUGUACUGCCAGCAGGAGCAAGUCCCUCACUUCCAGGCGUCCGACAUGGAGCAAGAGGAGAGCUGCACUUACCAGCAUUGGUAGAAACCACCUGUUGGGAUAACUCCUGUUGGGAAAUAAACACCUGGUUCUAUUGC
Molecule: messenger RNA, 1616 nt
Organism: Xenopus tropicalis (tropical clawed frog)
Lineage: Eukaryota; Metazoa; Chordata; Amphibia; Anura; Pipidae
Gene: ppp1r3g
Product: protein phosphatase 1 regulatory subunit 3G
Exons: 1
Coding region: 481-1563 (360 amino acids)
Source: RefSeq, a predicted model, not a curated record